Molecule: messenger RNA, 1812 nt
Organism: Trichoplax adhaerens
Lineage: Eukaryota; Metazoa; Placozoa; Uniplacotomia; Trichoplacea; Trichoplacidae
Exons: 14
Coding region: 1-1812 (603 amino acids)
Molecular function (GO): kinase binding
Source: RefSeq, a predicted model, not a curated record
AUGGAUUCAAUGGACAAUUGCAUCGAUUUAGGCCAAGCUCAGCUCCGUCGUGUCAAUGUCAAUUACCUAAGACAAGCUUAUAGCAAUCGAUGCGGCAUAGUCUGGUUUGAUGGUGAAUGCCUUUGGCAUAUGCAAAUUCGUCUUCAGAAUCAUCAGCUACAAGGUGAUCGUACUGCUGCUGUUAAUCUGGGACACUUCAGAGAUGUCUCAAGUAUAGCGUGGAGUAGACAUCCGGAUGGUAUAUUAGCCGUGACUCACGAAAGUAAAAUAUCCAUCUUCCAAUUCAGUGAAAGUGACAACGCAAGAGUGGAAAAAUUAAUACACGUUUUAACCACUGAUAUCUGUAAUGGUACCUCUGUCAGUAUCAAAGAGUGCCAUAUUAAUCUACCAAAUAAAAUCAACUCGCUUUCUAAAAUUACAUGGCUGGCUAGUGGACUGGCUUUAAUUUGUGCAAUCGGCGAUACGCUAGUAUUAUUCCGUUGGUCUAAUUCACCCAAUCAUGCUAUGAAAGAAUAUAUAAAAGAAACAAGAAAACUCGAAAAUCUCAGUGGCAAUAUUCGAUGUAUCUUACCUGUAAUUGAUGAUCAUCAUUUCAUUGUAUCUGCUGAAUUACCAUUGGAGAAAUUAUGCAUGUUGUCCCAAUCGGAUUAUUUCGAUGAAGAGAUGGCAUGUUCAAGUUCUUCUACUUUACGGGAAGAAAAUAAUUCGCAAUCUGACAUGAUCGACUUAACCCAUUUGCGUUCUGAUGGCCUUCCUAAGAAAGCGUGUGCUCAGAUAUCGCUAUUAUCAAUUCAUGGCGAUUCAUGCGAUCAAAUUAGCAGUAUCGAUGUUUUGGGAUUUAUUACCCCUGAUAUACUCGAUUAUAAUGACACUUCUAAAUCGAUCAUUCUGUCCAGUAAUUCCACCAACUUGCUGCACAUUUUUGCCAUAGUAAAAGAAAACAAUUCCUAUGCCAUUGCUAAGCGUAGCACUAUGGAACUUCUAAGUGAUUCAAGAGCGAAAGGAAUUUGUUUUAUAAGGGAGAAUAUCGGUUUAUUAUUAAUUGGACAAUUAGAAAAGGAUUUCCUAACCGAUUUUAUGUCGUUGAAAACGAUUGUAAAGUAUGAUCUCAAGUUAAAGACUGUACAGUUAAAUAAUGACGUGGAAGUGAGGCGCAGUAUGAAGGAAGAUUUGCUGAGGAGGUUGAUCGUCGAUAGUGGUAAUAGCUUCGAAGACAGUAUUUUUCCCGUUAUUAGAAAUCCAGCCAUAGAUACGUUGAUAACAGACAAUUUGCAAAACGCCAAUCUUAUGAAUUUCGUCUCCAAACCCUCCAACACGGAAUUAGACUAUAACAAUCCAAGCGAAAUACCAGCCAAUAUUGGUAAAUAUGAAAUCCUAACUAGCAUUUACCAUAUUGCAAAUAUAUUUAGUACUCUUCUCAAUGUAAUCGUUCCGCUGUCUUCAGAUAAACUGUUUGAAUGUAUGAAUAAACUAGAAUGCUUGAUUCAGACUCAGGCUGGCGAAGUUUCUCGUAUAGCCGAAGAAGUUAUUCAUCUGAGUAAGUUUAUAACAGAAAAGCCUAACAAAGUAGAAUUGAAUGCGUCAGUGAUACAAGUAACACUCCAGACGAAUGGGAAUGACGUGAGCAAGAAUUUUUUACUCAAUGAUGGCAUGUUGAAUGUGGCAGUUGUAGAGAAAGCUUUUGGUAUCACUAACAUGGAGAUCUUAAUUGGCAAUAAAUGGUGCAUUGUUUCACCUACGCCUGAUGGCUACAUACCUAUAAAAUAUUCAUCUAAUAGUGCAAUUACUAUUACUGGAUUCAUGGAGCACUAA